UCCAUUUACGAAUGUACCAAUGACCAUUGUUGUUAUUAUAAAAAGUGACAUUUCUUGUUGUGUUUUUUGUUUCAAACAUUUUUCUUCUUUGUGUUGACAUUCGGAAUUGAUUUGCCGCUUGAUUAUUGAUUUUCAAACAAAAAGUCAAUAGAAAUUUCGUCUCGCAGAAAACAUUUUUUGAUUCGUUCUGGUCGUUUUCAUGUUUCCAAUUUAAUUCAUAAGAAACGAUUGACGGUAAUUUGGCAGACCAGGAAAAUUCCUCGGUCGAAUCGCCAUGGGACUUUUGGAACCGAUAAAAUAUGGUGAACAAUUCCACAAAUUGUACGUGAGUAGCUGUGACAAAAGAACUACAGCCGAUCGGUCAUUAAAUCGAAAGAAAAAGCCCGAUAAGCGAAAGACAACCAAACAAAAUGAUCCAACUGCAUCGUUGAGUCAUUCCGAUCAGAUUGAACUCGAACCGAACGCUUCAAAAUUUGCAAUAUUUUCGGCUGUUCGUUCCUUCGUUCUUGAAUCCGAGACUAAAUCGUCGCAAAUCUACGGAGUGCCACAGGAUGUCAGCGGAAAGAGAUCACCUGUGUCGUGUUGUUGUAUUUGUGCAACGUCCUGUAAGACUGGCGUUACGGUCGAGUGCCGCUGUCACAAUGGCCAGACCAAAUCGCAAGAUAAUAACGAUAGCGAAAAUGACAGUUUCACCGAAGAUACGACAGAGAAGGAGAUUGUGUUGCAAGUGCCACAGAUUGUCGGCGCUGGAUUACGUGGCCUUUUCGAACUUAUUGCUGAAGCAAGGAAUGUCAGUCCCAUGCUAUGCACCAAAGCACUGCGUGCAUUGUUCGAUGUCAUACAGGGUCAAAUACCGGAAAGCUUCAAAUCGGAACCGAAUGAUUUGAUUCAACCGUUGUACGAUCUACUGUUGGAACUGUCAACAUUGCCUAGUACGGCGGCACAGAGUAGCGAGGUAACAAAUUGGUCGGCAAUUGGUUGUUCGGCUCUGUUAGGAUUGUGUGUGGCUAGAGGCGACACCGGGAAGACACUGAAGGCAAUAGCCGCUCUGCUUAUGUCUCCCAAAGUACUUGCAACACAGAGCAUUCAGUUGCCACUGGUACUGUCAACGCUUCAGCGCAGCAUCUAUUCGGUAGCAUUGGGGAAGCCAACGAAACCCGAUUACUACAAAAGCGGCAUUCCACGCAAUUCGCUAAUCGAGCAAUUUUCGCUGAAAAAUCAACUUCCCGCCAACAUUCAGUACAGUCUGCAGCCAUGUAUCGCAUCGAAUGGCAAGUUUGUUUUCAUUUUGACCGGAAAAAGUCUGAUCAAAAUCGGUACCGGUUUCAACGGAACACUCCGUGGAUAUGUGUAUGCGGUCAACAAUGAGUUCGGAAGGGAGAAAAACGGAUGGAUCGGAUUCUGUGGAAAUAAUCUUUUCUACAAAAAACUGUCCAAACGAAGCGUUGAAGCGAUGAUGAUCAUAAACACUGAGACACUCCAAAUUGCAUAUGCUUCUGAAGUGACGCUGCCGAUGGCAAGGGAAGGUCAACAUUCUUUACUCUUUUCGGAUGGUGAUUCCAUCAAUAUCAUCUCUACAGCUAAAGAUGACGCACUGGUAGUGAAACAGAUUUACUCGACCGGAGCUACCGUUUCGGAUCUACCGUUAAAGUUGUCCCGAAAAAGCUUUCGUACCCUUGGCUACGCAUCAUUCGAAGACGAAGUUUUAAAUCAAAAUCAAAUUCAAGCGAUUCAGGCCACAUUCAAUCAAUUCGAACCGAAACUACCAAACGACCAGGAUGUGGUUGCCAUUACGUGCGGCAAAGAAUUCGGUCUCGUUCGAUCGGCCAACGGUAAGGUUUACCACUACGGUAAAUCGGCUCAGCUCGGUUUGAAAUCUGUUGGUAAAAAUCCGGUGCUUCGCAUGACCGAAUUGAUAAUAUCCAAAAUGUCGAACAUUGUGCAAAUUUCCAUUGGACACGACGGUGUCCAUGCAAUAUUGGUAAACGACGAUGGUACAGUGUAUUUUGCUGGUACAGCCCGGCGCGGUGAAGAUGGCGAUACGUCGAAGAAUCGUCGGGCACCGAAGCCAGCAAAGCCGAAAAAAUUAACCAAAGUUGAGGGUCACUUUGUGGUACAUGCAUCAUGUAACAAUGGGACAUCGGCAUUUGUCACCAAAACCGGUAGACUGAUCAUUUUCGGAAAGGACAAUGCACAUUGUGACGCAGCUGGUGUGGUGACUGGCUUGAUGGAUGAACACAUUACGCAAGUGGCGCUAGGCAAGGCUCAUUGUGUCGCAUUGAAUUCCAAAGGAGAAGUGUUUACGUUCGGUUUGAACAAUAAAGGACAGUGCGGUCGACAAAAACAAGAAUGCGGAACAAAUCUACCUACCGAUGGUUACGAAAUCAAACCUCAGCCCACCGUUUACAAAUACGAUGCAUCUAACAUCUGUGAUUAUGACGAUCACAUUGUCGUCCAAGGACAGUGUCGCGUCUGUUCGAUUUGUCGUGAAUGUACCGGCUACAACAUUUCGUGUGUAUCGACACAAAAUACGACAUUGGAACAUCGAUUACCCGGAGCUAAUUGCGCGUGUGGUCAUGGCGAUGCCGGUUGCUCGAAAUGUGGUGCCUGUUCGACGUGCAUUGCCUUCCAAGAAAAUGAAUGCAGUCAGGAUGGGAAGGACAAGAGGCCGUUCAAUUUCUUGAUCCGGCAACGUAGUAAAAGUCUGAUUUGCAAUCAGAAAGACAAAAAGCAAGACGACAUCAACCUUGGCUCUGAUGUGGAGCGUGAUGGUCAGCGCGUCGCACCAUUACCACCGCAAAAACUGUCAUUUUCAACGACUAAUCCAGUGACUCAAAUAUCUUGCGGUCUGUACCACUCUGUUGUAUUAACGUCUGCCGGCGAAGUUUUCACCUUCGGCAGCAAUCAAUACGGUCAACUGGGAACCGGUGAUCUACAACCACAAACGGGACCAUAUGGUCCAGUAACAGUUGCGGGUGUGGUUUGUCAAGUGACAGCGGGCAGCAAUCACACUGCCUUAUUGACCACAAAAGGAAUUGUCUACACAUUCGGCAACAAUCAGAAAGGACAACUGGGAAGGCUGCCCGCGGAUUCCGUGCAACAAACUUCUAAUUAUCCAGAAGAUUUGUCCAGCAAAUCCGAUGACGGCAACGAGGAAUCGUCUAAUUCGUCUAACAUUGGGAGUCAGCGUCAAAAAUAUUUGUGGCACUGUUCGCCUGGAGCCGUUUGUGGUAUUGGGCCCACUUACGGAAAGAAGGCAACGUUCAUCAGUGCUAGUGGCGAUCAGACAUUUUUCAAAAUUGACGAAUCUCUCGUAACCAGCUCAAUGCUGUCUAAAGUGAAUAUCGUCGCUGACAAAAGUACCAUCUUACUGAUACCGCAAUAUUUGCUAUCCUUCAACUGUCUGGCCAUAUGUCGUCGUGAUGGUAACUGCAACGCCCACAAUGCGAAUCAAGUUGAAUUUGCCAAAAUCAUCCAGACGAACAACAAUGCAAUCACUCAAUUAGCGUCCGAUAAAUGCAAUCAAAAUGUCGAAAUCAAUAAUUUCCAUCAGAACCAGGACCGAAUGUCACAGAGUGUGCACGAGGCACGGAACCAGAUAUUCGAUGAAAAUAUGUUAUUCGGCGAUCAGCGCAAACGAAAGCGACCGGAACAGAAAUCGAUCGACAAAAUCAUGCCACAAUUGGCAUUUGCCUUAGACUCGUAUUUUGGUGUGCUGUGGGUGUUUGAUGCCAUUUCCCGGAAGAUUAUGUGCUACAAUGUUAUUGCUAGUGAAAUUAUGGACAGCGAAGGACAAUCGAAUUUGAGGGCGAUUCUGUCGCCAGAACUAGCUCUGCCGUUGAAACCCGAAGUACAAGUCACUCGCAAUCAGGCAUCGUUGAACAUUCUAGCUUGUUUGGACAUUUUGACGUCGUGCCAGGACUCGUUACCAGCAUGCUUUCAACAGAUUCGUCCUCGAUCGUUGACCAGCCCGACGAAAGAGUCGGAGAGCAGCGAUUUUCAAGCCGUGUCACGAUUCGAAAAUUUCGGCGGUGGCUGGGGAUAUUCGGGUCACAGCGUCGAAGCAAUUAGAUUUAUGGCAGACAGCGACAUUCAAAUUUGUGGCUUUGCUAUGUUUGGCGGACGUGGUGAGUACACAUGCAAGCUGAAACUCUUCGAUUUGGGAUGUGAUGGCGGCGGAUAUGAAAAGGACGGUGUGCUGAUAUCGGAAACCGAAGAAAUUCCGUACGAAUGUCCAGCUCGUAGCAAGUACAAUAUCAUGCUACCGAAACCGUUGACCGGCAAUGCGGGCAAGUGGUAUUUGGUGUGGGCGAGAAUAUCGGGACCGUCAAGUGAUUGCGGUUCGUCGGGACAGUCCACUGUUACCACAGAAGAUCAAAUCGUUUUCAAUUUCAAAACAUCUAAGAAAGCGAACAACGGAACUGACGUCAAUUCGGGUCAAAUACCGUCGAUCUUAUAUCGGAUUAUAACGCAGGAAACGAAACAACCACCCAUUCCCGUUGAUCUCGACCCAGUGUACAAGAUAUCUCGAUUGUUUGCGAACACAGUCACCAAAGAGUGCUUUGAGAGUUUGGUAUCACUUCUGAGUUGGGCAUGGUCGUCAUUUAAGACAACGUUGACCGAGUUAAAAGACAAGAAAAAACUUCCGCAAACGACAGCAACCUUAAGUCGUUUAUUUUACAUCAACAGAGCGUGUCUACGACUGCUACGCAAAUACACAAACGAAAUUUAUCCGAACAACGUAUUUGCUAAGGUCGACAAAGCGCAAACCGUUCCGGCGAAUAAGAAAUCGGAGACACAAAUCUACGUGCUGAACCAGGGCCCAUCGACAUCGAAAAAUGUUCCAGCGGCAAAGUAUUACAUGGGCAGCAGCAUGGAUGCCACAACGCCAACCAAUCCCAAGAAAAUUAACAUGGAAAAUCUCCAGCUGGCCGAAUGCAUUGGCGAUGUACGAUCUCUACUGAUUCAGAUUCUGAGCGACGAGAUUCCGAGUGACGUCGACCUGGACGGUUACGAAAUAACGAUGGAAAUUUUGGACGAAUGUCAUACCACCUUUCUGUCGUGUUUCAACGUAUUUUAUCCCACAUCCAACUUGAAAUGGAAUUGCUUGUGUGAGUUGUUGGCCCAGGAGGAAAAGGGCAACAACUACCAUUCCAGACUGUUAAGUGCCAUUAUAGCAGGACUCUGUCAUCCGAAUGUGAAACUUAGGAGCACAUUUUCGUUGCUGUCGUCCAAUCGUGAAAGUAAAUCGAUUGUCAGUCCCAGUGAUAAUUCCGGAUUGCCGAUGCUUUUGAGUACGGAAAAUCAUCAGUAUCCGGUGCUAGUCGAACAAAUGAUUUAUCGGACUCAGCGUGAGAAAAGUGAGUUUCUAACAAACGUUUGGACAUUUAAAGACGUCCUCGUCCGUUUACUGGACAUCAUUUCGCAUCCCAUCAAAUCCAAAAUCGAAAACAUUUACAACCGAAGCAAUCAAUAUGUGAUCUCGUUCAACAGACGAAUCAAUCAGAAAUUAAUCGAUAAUUGUUGUCAUUUGUUGGCCAGAGUUCUGGCCGAAAUUGUGUAUCAAAGUUGUGCGUCGGAUAAUGAAUUGUCGUUUCCUCCCACACGAACGUUGCUCUGCACCAGCAGUCGCUUCGCGCGCUGUGAUUCGAGUCGUACGUGGAAUACCGGAAAUUUCGGACCGGAUGCAAUUUCGUUCAGUGUCAAUCGGUCGGGAAUCGCAAUAGCCGGUGCUAUGAUCUAUUCCGGAUCGGGAAGCUAUGAAUAUCAGUUGGAACUGUUGUACGAUGCCAUUGAGUCGCAGUCUCAGCAUAAAUGGGAGACAAUUGAAUCGGUAUCGGGCACGUACGAUCAGGAAAUUGUUCACAACGAAAUGGCUGAAGUGAAAUUUGAACGACCGGUUCAUAUCAAGGAAAACACCCGAUAUGCGAUACGAUUGUGUUCACAAGGCGCCCGUACGUGUUCGGGAGACGGCGGUUUGUCCACCGUUCGAGGCCCAUGUGGAACUUCGUUUUCUUAUUUUCCCUGUGAUUUGAGUUUCAACGGUACGACAACCGCUCGAGGUCAGAUUCCCUGUUUGAUAUACUACACGAAUCCGGUGAAAAAUGAAGCGCAGUCUGGCAAAGCAUUGAAUGAACUGCACGCUAGAGACACUGCAUUGCAGAUUGCUAGUGAUAUAACCAAGAAAUGUACGGAACUGUUGAUUUUAACCAGAAAUACACUGGCCGCUUCGAUGUCACCCAGUGAGAAAAGUUUGAAUUCGUCCAACAAUACGCAAACGGUCGAUUCCGAGCAAAAUAUCACUCCAAUCGAGGAACAUUUGGACGUUACGUUCGCUAAUAACAGUAACAUAACCAACACACCGAGUAGUUUCACUGACCAGCAUAACGUUUCGACCGCACGCGAUCUGUCGAAACGUAUCGAAUCGUUCUCGAAGGGCAUCAUGGAGACGUUAAAGUUUGACAAACGAUCGACGAAUCCGUUUGAAUUCGAAAUUGAAAUCGGAGCGACAGAAAUCCAUCCCAAGGAUCUGGUCAAAGAGUCGGAAAUACAGGACAAGAACUUGAAAAACGGACGCAUUUCGAAAAUGAAUGGGAACAACAGCAACAUCAAGAACUUGCUGAAUGAAGUGGGCCGCAGCGGAUCGGAAGAUGACAGUUCGGAUUUCAAUGUGCUGCAAACACUAAAACUGUUUGAGAACAAAUCGGCCAGCAUGUUUCAUACCCUGUUGCCGUUGGUAUUGGCCCACAUUUCCGUUUUAGCUAGCAAUGAUCCGAAGAGUGCGGUCCAAAUCCUUAGCCUUAUUCGUGACAUUCUACCACAUGUAUCCGCUUUGAAUCAAUUGUACUGCAGCAAGGAUAAAGUAAUCGACCCGAAAGACUGUAUCAUGCAAGAGAGUCGAAAGGAAAAUUUCUUCGCCAAAGAUUUGGAGGAGGCCAAACAACAUUUGCUCGAUCUUAACAGCACCAGUAAUCACUAUUGCAUCAUCGAAAGUGAUCAUCCCUAUAAGAGUGCAUCGAUCAGCAACUACAAAGUCGAGUUUCCGCCGUGUGUGCAAUGGUUUACCGUUGAAUUUGAUCACCAAUGCGGAACUGCGCAGCCGGAAGACUAUUUGGUCGUUUCCAUUCCAACAAAACCAUCGUCCAAUUUAACGGUAAAUUGGGACAGUAACAAGCAGUCGAUGUUCAGUGAUGGUUCGAAGGGUCUCUUCGACAGCUAUCACAGUGACAAAUUUUCGAUUUGUAAAAAUGCUUGCAUCAGCUCGUACACAUCGCUGAAAGACAGCGACAAUUUCAAAAGCUCGAAUGCCCAGGAAUCGAGUGACGAUCGUUUCGUUGUCAAGGUUUACAACACAACAUGCCAGUGGUCACAAAGUGCGCUAGUGCUGCCCGGCAAUAAAAUUGAAUUUUCAUUGGAAACCGCAUCGAAUUACGCACGUGAUCAAUUGGCAAACAAAUAUGGUUUCCGUUGCUUAAUUAUUGGCUACGAAAAUCCCACUUUGUUCCCGUAUCCGAACACAAGUCUUACAAAAUUGGAAUGUGAACUUGCUUACCUUGGUGGAAUGUGCACAUCACAUCUGAUGAAACGAGAUCUGGCCCUGCCAGGUGACAAUCCGUCGGAAGACUUUUCCAAUGUGGAAGAAACAAUUGCGGCUCAUGCGACCCUGUUGUCGAAGGGAUUAGCCAUUUCAGAUUCUGUAUUUACCGUCAAUCAAGCGUUGGACUCAUAUCUGCCUGUCGGUGGCCAAUCAAAUGAAAAGCAAUUUUUAAAAGAUUUCGUAAGUGCUGCACCGGGAUCGUCAGGUGCUCGUCUUGCCGCUUGGCUACAGCCGGAACCUCGUCUUGAUCCGAAUAAAUGUGAACUAAAACCGAUUCAAGAGCCGGUUCGCUACGGCUGGCCCACUCAACUGAGCAUAAUAUGCAGAGAUCAGUAUGGCGAUGCAGUGUACAUACCCGAUCUGAAGAUUGAAAUCAAGGCUACUCCAUCUGGCGGAGUAAUUAAUGGAGGUCGUAAGCCGAUAAAGAAAAAUAAAUCAAUCGACCUUACGGUCAGAGGCGCUACUGGGCCACCGAAAAUUGCAUAUGAACCGACAAUCAAAGACAAAAUGUGCUUUAACGCAAUAACGUUCAUGAAGCCUUUCCUCCACUACUCAUUCGAGGAGCUUCGAUUUUACAAUCCCAAUCAAACACGAGUAACCGAAACACUCUACGCACAUGCUAUGAGUGACUGGACUUUCGGCGCGGUGUGGACACCGAGUUCGGUUGGAAAUUUUUGUCUAACAAUUUCCAUAGACGGUGUUGCACUCGAAGAGGUCUACCGUGUGGAUGUUAAAGAGGCUGGCAUUCCACCACCGCCACAAAAACCGUGCAUUAAGAAGACCCAACCACCGAACAAACUGAGAAAAUUUGUAUCGUCACAUUCAGCUGGUCUGCGAAUCCGUUCACAUCCCACACUGCAGUCAGAACAGGUCGGAAUUGUGGAAAUGGAUGGCAUCAUAUCGUUCAUUGACGAGGUCGAAAACGACGAUGGAGUCUGGGUGCGUCUAUCAACCGAAUCGAUUCGUCAGCAUUGCACGAUCGGUCGGUAUCCGCCGGAAGCAUGGUGUCUUCAGUAUAAUCAGCACUUAGGAAAGACUCUUCUUCAUCCGGUAAUAGAACCACAGGCGAAAAUCAUGUUGGCUCGCAUUCGAAACAGCAGUCAGAGUUCUCUCGAUGUGAACGAAUUAACUAUUGAUUCGGACGAUAUUACUGUACCAGUAGGCUCGCCGAUGAAGAAGUUCAUUCCGAUACUCGGACCAAAUGCGCUUGUAUUUACGCAAAUAGGUGCCACCUCGUCGUUUCCGAUAGACUCAUCCGAGAGCACCGAUCAGCACGAAACAAAAUCGGACGAUGAUUCGAAGACAUAUGACGAUCAAACCGAACGAAUCGAUGACUACAGUUCAGCAAUUGGUUUCAUUCAGACCUCUAGCAGUAGUCGGGAUGACGACGAUAAGCGGUCAACGCAAACAGGAGGUUCAAAUAUGCGAAACAAUUCGUCGGGAAGCAGUCUAUCGAUCAGUCCGAAUCAAUCGAAUAUCGGUAAUACACUUGCCGGCGUAGUUGGCGGAGGUGCCAGCAAGCUGCAGGCCUUACACAAAUGGUUCAAGGGCGACAGUUUCGAUGGGAAAGACUUUUCAAAAAAACGAAACGAACUGUCCGAAUUUGCAUCGGUUUCGGUUCGAGAUUUGGUGAAGGCUAUCGGUGGACCCGUUAGCAAUGGAAAUGAAUCGAUGGCACCGCAUCACAGCCGUAGUUCGAGUCCUGUCGCCGUUCCGAUAGGUCGAUUUGAUCAGCUUCCCACUCAUGGCGGUAGUUGCAGCAAGUCCGUUGAGAUAUCGGAUACUUCGAUUUUGGUUAGCACGUUGGUCAAGGAUUUGAGUCAGUCACCCAGUCAGAGUAGUUUUCGUGACGAAGCCGAACCCGAAUCGUAUUCCUUCGUUGAUUCCCACUCAUCACAAACUGACGAUAGGACGGCACAGACUGUGCGAACAGUAAAUUUUGCCAAUACACCAAAGCACAGUCCACGUAAAAUGCGAAACAAACGCAGCGUUCAGGGCUACUUUUGUAACAAUUCACCGUCGGCGGAUACGAAAGAAAAUGAUCAACAUGCUGGUGGCAAGAUAAAUUUCAACAGCGAACAGAAGAACAGCAUGCGCGAUCAUAACAACGAUAUUAACAAUUCGGUAAAUGCGGAUAUGGGCAGAACGAUAAAACGGGCCCUACCAUCGUCGUUGGCCGAAAGUUUACGCGCUGUUUUCGCUGCAUUUCUCUGGCACGAAGGUAUCGUUCAUGAUGCUAUGGCCUGUUCGUCGUUUCUUAAGUUUCAUCCGACACUUCCGAAGAACGGGGCAUUUAUUACGAAUCCUGGUCUGGAUGCAGCCGGUGAUCAGGUGUUGUUGUCAAAAGAACAAAGAGCUCAGCAGAGAUAUUCCGUUGAAGUGGCAAAUGCUGGCAACUAUCUGAACAUUCGACCAUCGACACUGGAAACGCUCACCAAAUCGGGAAAUUCAAGUGUUCACAAUCGUCGUUUUCGAAAAAAUGGAACUGAAGAACAACCGAAACUGCACGCUCUGCCCGAACUGAUGAUAGUCUGUCCGCCAGCGUUGAAAUGUCUGGUUUACUUAUGGGAUCAAUUGAGUAGCAAUUGCAUUCAGGUGGUUCAAAGUGCGGCAUCCGAUUUGCUAAAGGACAUACACAAUCCACAUGUCAUGCUGAAUCACCGCAAUGAUCAGAACAUUUGCGACGAUUCCAAGAAAAAUAAAAAGAAGAAGAAAGGUAAGGCGAUGGGAGAGUGGUGGUCGGGGUCGAGAAGCCAACUAAUUUGUUUCCAUUUCGCAGAAGAGUGCACUUAUUGUGAGCUGUGUGACAUGUACAUUCCCAUUCCUGUCACGUACCAUAUGCGUUCCGUACAUCCUGGUUGUGGUAAACCGGCCAAAGGUAAAGGUUACAAUGCUGUUGGGGCAUUUUGCGAGGGUUGGGCUGGUAAUUGUGGUGAAGGUGGAAAGGGUGCUUCAAGCUGGUAUUUAAUGUGUGAGCGGUGUAGAGAAAAGUACUUGGUGCGAUUCAUCAAUAUCAAUAACAUCAACAACACCACCACCAACAACAUACAAACGUACUCAUCCACCAAUAAGUUAGAGAACUUAUUCAGUCUGCAUUGCAAUAUGAUUUUGAAUUCGGAAGUGUAUUCGAUGAUGAAGGAAAAUUCAUUGUUCCUGUUGGAAUUGUCGUCCACCGGCUCCGGUGGCCUAAUUGGCAAUCAGAAGCGAUCGCCGCAACAAAUGCCCGUCGUGACCGAAACGCAAUUGCAUCAAAUUGCAUCGGAUUUGAAUAAACCGAGUACAAGCCGCGGUGAUAUCAAUUCGAGUGUCCGCAACAGCAAGGUCAUGUUGGCAUACAAUUGUAGAGAUGCUGCGGGGAAAGGACCAGUUUCAUCGACGCCAUACCGACGAUCUGAUAUUCCGUCGUGUGUAUCACCUGAACUGCUAUGGCAAGCGCCGGAUACGUUUUCUUGUUUAGAGUCGUUGGGUGCAUCGGCGACCAAUGAUACACCUUACACCAUAUUCGGGCUGAAUUCCACGGACAAUGGAUUUGAGAGGCCUCUUUCCGAAAUUUCAAUUGACUCAAUGGAUCGAAGUGGUGUCCUCACCAAUUCCAUUACAAACACGAAUUCGUUGUCUCGAUUCCAUCGAAGUAUGUCCAUGGGACAGGGUUGGCCGAAUCAAAGCAUAACGUCGAAGUACAUGCAAGGUAACGACAACGUAUCGGGACAGAAUUCGAAAGUAAUUUUACGAAGAAGAAAUAACUCAACAUGUGACGAUGGCGGUUCCUUGCUUCUGUGCCAUCCAUCGGAAAAUUUGCGCAAGCUCGUUCCCGAAUCGGUAUUCCAGGUGUCAUCGAAUGUUACUACCCAAAAUAAAAUCAAAACCGACGUUACACUGGAACCGCACGAAAACGAGCAAGUAAUUCCGAAUCACGUGACAAAUGCAAGGACCAAAAACUCUGCCUUUGUCCGCAAUGAGAACGUUCCAUCAUCGUCGGCCGAUGCAAAUCGUCGAACGAACAGAUCGGAAAGGAAUUCGGGGACACCAUACAAGUCCAACAAUAUCGACCAGAAUGUUUGCCUACUAUCCCGUCCUUCGAUGGUAUUCAUCAUGGAGCAGCACAAUUUGGACAAACUUCGUAACUCGUUGAAACGGAGCUUGCGUGUCGCAACGGCUCGAAUAUAUUCACUGCAAGCACUGAACUGGCUAAUGCGAUCAGUAACUCAAACGUCUUGUUUGCAUGAUUUGAUGUGGUGGUUCGUGAGCUCAUUGAAACCGGCUGUGUUGGACGAUUCAUCCAAAAAUGAUGAGACGGAACAAGCGUUGGAGCAUCCCAUUUCGUCGACGCAAAUGUGCGGUAAGAUUUCGCUGCUACUGACACAAAGCUUUCACACUUAUCUGCAAACGGUGGCCGAUCUAACGUUGCUGCUUCCGCCCGGGUCAUCGUUGCAACAAAUUGCCAUCCAGUGCUUUGGUAUCAAAUUUAGACAAGCGGAUCAUCAAUUUUUGCACAGGUCGCACGUGUUCGGCAACAUUUCAAAGAUCUUAUCCCGAUCCGACGAACAGAAUGAGGAAAUGUUGUUACUAUCGUCAGCGGCUAUGCUCGAAUCGAAUCCGAAUUUCUGGGUGCCACAUUUGAGUGUCAAUCACGAGACAAGAGUGUCGAAUUUGAUGGACCUGGCCGGCAUGUUCGAGAUAACAGUUUCGUCCCGACAAACGAUGGUCGGAUCGCUAACGGACGGUUCAACGGAAACGUUCUGGGAAAGUGACGAAGAGGAUCGCAACAAGGCGAAAAUCAUCGAAAUUUCGAUGAACAAACUGAGUUUCGUGUGCAAAAUGAUAUUCGUUCAUAUCGACAACAGCCGGGACAUUCAGAACAAGGUGACGAAUGUGAGUUUCUAUGCUGGCCCAUCACUGGGAGACACAAUACUGGUGAAAAGCGUGGAAGUGGAUUCGAAGGCUGGAACAUGGAUCUCGACGAACCUUCGAGACGAUUCAUGGACACAUUUUCGCCUCGAAUUCCGUGGAUCGGAGAACACGCUCAGGGUGCGUCAAAUAAAAAUUCUCGGAUUACCGACGUCAUUGGAGGAGGUCCACCAACGACACAAUAAACUGACGAAUGCAUUCCAAAUUCAACAACGGAAUUGUGAAGCAGAAACCUUGCGAGUAUUUCGACUGAUUACAGCUCAAGUAUUCGGAAAACUAAUUCUUGGCACCGAACAUCAAACAGAAAAUGUGAAUCUAACAGCAAACGCUGGCAUGGAAUCCAGUGCCACAUCGUUACUGGCCGAUUCGUUGGAUUUGCGUGAGCAUAUGGUUGGAAUACUCUUCAGUCGCAGCAAAUUGAGCCAUUUGCAGAAACAGGUCAUCGUGCACAUAGUCCAUGCGAUUCGCAAAGAAACACAACGGGCUAAAGAGGAAUGGGAAAUUCUGAACGCAACGACGAAUGUUAAUAAUGUUCCGCUGGGCAACGUCGACGAAAAGAGCGAUUCAAGCAGCGAGAAUUCCAGAGCACCCGACACAUAUUGUUUCGAAAUGUUGAGCAUGGUGUUGGCACUGUCAGGGAGUACGGUCGGUAGAUCCUAUCUGUCCCACCAAUAUUCUUUGUUGAAGGAUCUGUUGAGCCUUUUGCACACCGGAAGCGAUCGAGUUCAACGCCAAGUGACAUUGUUGUUGCGUCGCAUUCUUCCCGAAAUAACUCCCGACAAUCUGGCCGACAUUUUGGGUAUUCGCGUUAUGCCACCGAAUGACUUUAGCAUUGUCAAUCAGAGCAGUCAUGCGUUCGACAUGAAUCGACUGGGAAUCAUUGACAUUUUUCUGGCUGUUAUCGCCAAAGCUCUGCAACUGCAAAUCAAAAUCAAAAAUGUCACCGCACCGAUGGCCAACAAACAGAUUACGACGGUAAAACUGUGCAAUUGCAUCGACUUGAACGUUUACAGUUUAAGGAGCGGCGAACAGAACAUCGAUGAGGUGACGGAACAUUUGUUUGACUUUGGUAUUGGCGAGAACUCGUCGUUGCGGAACUUGAACGAUGAACAUUUCGGCAAUAAGGACGAGAAAAACUUGAAUCAACUUUGGUUCAUGAAAGGUUCCAUAUCAGUGAAGCAGGCAGAGAAUAUCAUAGGGAUAAUCAGAGACAUGGCCGGGGGAAAAUUCUCCGACAAAUGGUCAUUGGUGACCAAGGCCGCUAUAGCUGAAUCAAUUUUGAAUCUGACCAGAUUGGAAGAAGUAUUUCGGACGAACGAGAAUUGCAUAAAAACGGCAACAUUGUGGCUGGCCUUAGCUAGUCUCUGUGUCUUGGACAAAGAUCAUGUGGAGAGACUAUCGUCCGGUCAAUGGUCAAAAUCAUCGGAAACUCGACCACACUGUUCAAACCACGAUGAUGGCAUAACACCAGCGGUCAUUCAGUGUGAAGUUUGCGGAUCGUUGUGCGGUGAUUGCGAUCGAUUCUUGCACUUGAAUCGGAAAACGCGUACACAUCACCGAACGCUGUGUAAAGAAGAGGAAGAGGCAAUCAGAGUCGAAUUGCACGAAAGUUGCGGUCGUACGAAAUUGUUUUGGUUGCUCGCACUAGCUGAUUCGAAGACAUUGAAAGCGAUGGUCGAGUUUCGGGAUGGCAACAAUGCCAUCAUCUCCGGACCGUCGAGUUCGAUCGGCCGUUGCCGUUUCUGUGGUGUGACGGGUAAUUCAGGAUUGUUGGCUAUCGGAAAUGUUUGUGCCAAUGCUGAAUGUCAAGUGCAUGCGGCUAACACUUGCACCAGAAGUAAGCAAUGCGGCCAUCCGUGCGGAGGAGUUAUCAACGAAACAAAGUGUUUGCCAUGCUUACAAACGAUGUGCAACGAUGGAGAACCGUUGCCUGGGCCGAAAUUGACACAGGAUGCGGACGACAUGUGCAUGAUUUGCUUCGUCGAAGCGCUGUCGUGUGCUCCAGCAAUACAAUUGGAUUGCGGUCAUGUGUUCCACUACCAUUGUUGCAAAGAGGUUCUGCAGAAAGGGUGGAGCGGACCGAGAAUCACAUUCGGUUUUUCGCAGUGUCCCAUUUGCAAGAUUGACAUCACCCAUACGCUGCUGAAUGAAGUCUUGGAACCAAUAAUCAGCUUAAAGACUGAUGUCAGGCGGAAGGCAAUGAUGCGGUUGGAGUAUGAAGGGAUCAUGAAGAGUACGGAUCACAGAGACUUGACACAGUAUGCCAUGGACAGGUACGCGUACUACGUUUGCUUCAAAUGUAAAAAGGCUUACUACGGCGGCGAAGCACGCUGUGACGCUGAAAUGGGCGACAAAUUCGAUCCAGAAGAAUUGGUUUGCGGUGGUUGCAGUGAUGUGGCCCGCGCCCAGAUGUGUCCGAAGCAUGGCACCGAUUUUCUGGAAUACAAAUGCCGCUACUGCUGCUCGGUGGCCGUAUUCUUUUGCUUCGGUACAACGCAUUUCUGUGAUACGUGCCACGACGAUUUUCAACGGUUGACGAACAUAGUGAAAAGUAAGUUACCCAGAUGUCCGGCUGGACCGAAGGCGAAGCAGUUGUUGGGCGAAGACUGUCCACUGCAUGUAGUGCAUCCACCGACUGGCGAAGAAUUUGCACUAGGCUGUGGAAUUUGUAGGAAUGCUCACACAUUUUGAAAUAAUUGUCGCGCCUUUAUGAUUGAUAUUUAGACACGCGUAAGAAAGCAAAAAAUUUAUAAUUUCGUUUGAUCUCAGUGCCAGUUAAGCAUUUAAAAAAUUUUUUAUCAUUUUUUUAAGACUGAAUCUUUGCACAUUUUCAAGAUUAAUCUCAUGUAAUUCGUUGUAAUAAAUAUUGUACCGGAAAU
This is a messenger RNA of Bradysia coprophila, 15384 nucleotides long. RefSeq names its product MYC binding protein highwire (gene hiw). The record is from RefSeq and is a predicted model, not a curated record. Gene Ontology annotation, cellular component: nucleus; plasma membrane. NCBI's taxonomy places the organism in Eukaryota, Metazoa, Arthropoda, Insecta, Diptera, Sciaridae. Gene Ontology annotation, molecular function: ubiquitin protein ligase activity. Gene Ontology annotation, biological process: regulation of synaptic assembly at neuromuscular junction; axon guidance.